GCCAUGUCGCAAUUGUCGCCGGCAGUUUCGCUCGUCACUUUGCUGCUGGCGGCGGCGCCCACCUACCAGUGGCCGUACCCAUUUUGGUCCGGUGCGUCCUCCAGCAAACAGGAUACGGUUGUUCCCAGGGUUCUAGGAUUCUUCCCGGAGCCAGUGGCGGAGGAGUGCUUGUCGUCGGACAAGCGUCGCCGCGGAAUAUGCAUGAACACGUACGACUGCCGCAUCCAGCGCGGCAGCUUCCACGGGCCUUGCGCCCUUGGCUUCGGCAUCUGCUGCGUCUUCACCACGAGCUGUGGCGGAGAGGUGCAGAAUAAUUCGACUUACGUAACCAGUCCAGGGUUUCCAGACCUCAUCGAUCAGGCCAUGAAUUGCUCAGUGCUCGUCAAGAAAAUCGAGUCACAAGUCAGUCAACUGCGAAUCGACUUUCUUCACUUCAACAUUGGCCAGCCAAACAGGAAGACGGGAGUCUGCGACAACGACGUCCUCCUGGUGAGAUCCGGCGAGAAGACCUUCCAGCUUUGCGGAUGGAAUAGCGGUCAGCAUAUUUACGUGGACAUUGGCGAGGAGCCGGUGACCAUAAACUUCCGUCUAUUGGGCAACUUGACCUCGCGCAUGUGGGAGUUGCGGGUGAUUCAAUUGGGCUUCGAGCAGCGAGCGCCCGCCGGUUGCUUACAGUACCUGCAGUCAGCCAACGGAACCCUCAAGACCCUCAACUACUUGACCAACGGGCGCUACCUUGCCAACCACGACUAUCUGAUCUGCAUACGCCAGGAGUACGGCAUGUGCAGUGUCGUCUAUACUCCUUGCUCCGAAGACUCGUUCCGUAUUGGUGGACCCAGGCAACCCAUCAACAAUACCUUCAUUAGUGCCGAGGAGGAUGAGGAUGGCUCGGGUACAGGAGCGGAGAUCAAUGCCGUAACUGCCACCACUUGGCGAUGCCGAGAUCGAGUUCUCAUUCCCUGCGACUUUGAGGAAUUUAUUACGCCGGGCAACGACGGCGCUGGGAUCUGCGACCUUGAGCACUGCGGAAAUUCUCUGUGCGAGAGGCCGACGACCGAAGCGGCGGGCAACGCGACGACGAGUGCGAGUGCAGGCUGUCGCGUGGAAAGUUCGGCGCUGCCGUUCCACAUAAGAAUAGCCUUUGGUCCGGCGACCAGCGAGGACAGCGCAACUUCGCCGGAGGACAAGGCCGGCAUGUGCCUGAGUUACGAGCAGUUAGCCUGCGUCCCUUGAAUUAUUGCGUUAACUCGGGCGACUCGCGCACACGCGCCAGCAGGCAGCACUUCAACAGCAGCCCUACUUCGACUCUCUCGGCGAGUUUCGCACACCGCAGCCUCGUCCACCGAGUUCCCGACUCGUCUCUGCCGCGAGACGGAAAAUCCUCGUGCGGCUCCCGUUCGCCGGCGUUCCUGCUCGCUUCGAAUAAUCUUGAUGAAAUUGCCGUGCAUUUUCGCGCGAUCUCUGCUCCAUCCGUAGCACCACUCGCGCGCUAUACCCCCAUCAGCUACGCACGCAACAGUUCUUCCCAAAUGGGCCUCUUUGUUAUCAUGGGAAUAGACCGUGAAAGCGGCUUGAUAAUGAUGCAACUAUGUCUUUAACGAGCUCGCUAUAAUUGUCUUAUUGUUUUGCUCUACGCGCGACUUCAUUGUUUCUUUCAUCUCGUUUCGAAAAAUUCUAUUCCCUCGAACUUCAACCAAGUUGUAAAUACGAUUCCUCGCUGCUGUGACAUUGUCGUAAAUCACUAACUUACUUAUCGAUUUAUUAUUUAUUUGCUAAUUUAUUUGUUUGAUUCUGUAAAUAUUGUUGACUUUCAUUAUUUAUAAGAUCUAGAGAUUGUAAUUAUGAGGCGACUGAGAUACAUUUUCAAUAAUUUGGGUAAUCAACCGAUAUUACAUCAAAUCAGGAAAUCUACUUUUAUUAAAAUUUUGCGGCGCGCCUCGCUCACUCAUGGAAACACGUCGAGAGGAAACAGAUGGCCAAGAGAGACCACUGACUGCCUUGUAUUGUUAUUCUAUUUCAAAUAUUUAACAACUUGAUUGAAUCCUUACUAAUUUUAUUUUUAGACGUUUGUAACUUUCACGCAACAUAAUGACCAUUCCAAUUGAUUAUUUACUUCUUGAAUCGCGAUCAAUUUUAAUUUUUAUUGCGAGUAAUAGUUAUACGCUAUCGGCGAGAUAAAAACAUACGUAGCUAUCUACGCUUUAGAAUCAAUACGUACUGACGGCACGAUUUUUCUUGAUCGGAUGCCAAAAAUCUUCUGCCGCGAAUCUAUAGCCUCGUAAUAUUCCUAAAAAUGACUUGCGGGCGUGUGUAUUUCUGUCUCUUUCCUCUUUUUCACUUGUGUUUGUACUUGCACGUACAUCAGCACUUCGUACACGCGAAUCCGAGCAAUCAACGUUUUUUAUGACAUUGUGUCCUGUCACAGCUGAUAAAAUUUUUCAGUUUUCAUCAACAGCAACCCGAUAAGCGAACUCUCAAUCGUUCACAUAAUUAUAAUACUAUGAUGACGUUUAUUGUAAGCAUUGUCAUUCUGUAUCAUGAUAUUGAAUAAAACAUGAAAGCUACG
This is a messenger RNA of Phymastichus coffea, 2566 nucleotides long. RefSeq lists its product as uncharacterized. Lineage: Eukaryota; Metazoa; Arthropoda; Insecta; Hymenoptera; Eulophidae. Bases 4 to 1233 code for a protein of 409 amino acids. The transcript has 7 exons. The record is from RefSeq and is a predicted model, not a curated record.